ACUAUGUGAGUGUAAAUGGACAAAAAUGUGUACAUUACCAAGAGGCAACACGGUACCAUAGAAGGUUAAAGGUGCGUCGCCGCGUUCAACCACGAUAUGGCGACAGAUCGCCGUUUAUUAAAACGCUGUGGGAGUGGCCUGAUAGUAUCUUUCAGUCUUAAAGGCACAAAACAUGAUCAAAUUGUAAACAAAUGGGUUACCACGGACAUUUGUGAGGAACAUUUCCUUUAUAUUCCUUUAAAACAGGCUUAUGGCGUUUAAUGGAGAAAUUCAAGUAAGUCGAAAGCUGCUUUAAGUACACAGAGGAUCAAAUCUUGCCCAAAAGUUAUUGUUUUCUGGACUAUGAAAGUGUUACUCCGAUGUGUAAUGUAUGCAAACAGCGCUUAAUUCCUUUAGAAACUCCUUUAUACUGAGCAGAGAGAGCAGAUUGGUUGCUGCACGCCUGCCAAUCUGCAGGUCUGACCGCUGAGAGGAUCGACGCUCAAAAGGAUUAAUCACCGCAACCUUACCAACAAGCCUCUUCCUCUCUGUAAAUCAAUUACAUAACCGUGUUAUACAAUAAACACAUCUCCAGUAAACCGUAAACAGUGACAUGGACUGGGAAAUUUGUCAACACGCCGAGGAAAGAAGCUCAAUUUGGCUCUGAGUAGGUCAUUGGGAGAGUUGAUCCUCCUCUGCUCUCCGCCGCUGCCUCUGACUGCACUGACCGCAGUUAUCAUCUUCCUCCUCCUCCUCCCUCCUCCUCUUCCUUGUGAUCCUGCGGGGAAAUAAAAGCCAAGGUCCAGUCAGAGUCUUGACUGGCUGCAAAAGACGCGCCCACUCCUGGUUGCGCACUUCUUGGAAAAGAAAAGUGCUCCGAUCCAGUUUCUGCUGAGCAUCCAGAGAGCGCUUUUAAUGGGAAGGAUACGGAUGAUCUGCUCCCGAAAUCAAUCAUUCUGAACAAAUAUCCGCCCAGAUAUGGUUAUUCAAAGGAUCUUUCGUGCUGUUAUUAUGGGACCUCCCGGUUCGGGGAAGGGGACAGUGUCUGCGCGCAUUACCAAAAGUUUUGGACUGACACACAUCUCUAGUGGGGACAUUUUGAGAGCCAACAUCAACGCCCAAACCGAGCUCGGUCUGCUGAUGAAGUCCUGCAUUGAUCAGGGUCAGCUGGUACCCGAUGACGUCAUGUCUCGUCUCAUCCUGAGCGACCUGAGAGCGAUGGACCAGAGCAGCUGGCUGCUCGAUGGCUUCCCCCGUACUGUAUCUCAGGCUGAAGCUUUGGAUGAGGCCUACAGUGUGGAUACAGUCAUCAACCUCAAUGUUCCUUUCCAGACCAUCAAACAGAGGCUCACCUCUCGCUGGACUCACUUUCCCAGCGGCAGAGUCUACAACAUCGACUUCAACCCGCCGAAAGUCCCUGGGUUUGAUGAUGUGACAGGGGAGCCUCUGGUGCAGAGGGACGAUGACACACCAGAGACGGUCACACGGAGACUGAAGGCCUAUGAAAACCAGACAGAGCCCGUCUUAGAGUACUACAGGAGUAAAGGUGUGCUAGAGAUCUUCUCUGGGACAGAAACAAACAAGAUCUGGCCGCACGUUGAGGCUUUCCUCCACAAGAAACUCCCCUCAGUCCAACAGAAAGUUGCAUAGAAAGCCAUAGCAGAAAGGCACAAGAAGGGUUAAAGUUUACUGGCAGAAAAAAACUCUGUGUGCGUCGUCCAAUCAGGUGCCGCUUUCUGUGAAACGAGGAGAGCCAUCUGUGUGUGUGUUGUGAGGAGGUUGCUCACACAGUUUAAGUCAGGAAGAGAUAGACUGCAGACACUGUUGGGAAAACUCCACUGUUGCACUGUUUCCACCAUGUCUCUGAGUUUAGUUUGGCAAAUUCUUAAUCCUUAAUCGUUAGAAUUUCCACAGAUUGUAUUUUUAUUUAAUAAUGUGCCUUCAUAAAGCCAAGAGACGCCACUGAAUCAAAUAUCCGGGUCUUUAACAGCAGAAUAUCCAGGUUACAUUCACAAGAAAUGGUGCAAUACAAAGAAAUAGUUAUCAUGGCAAGUCUUUUCUGGUGAAAGCAAGCAGCUAAAGAGUGGAGAUAUUUUUAAAUAUUCUUAUUGUAAUCAUGACUCUUUCGUCAGUGGCAGCCACACUGAAAAGAAUAGAUCCACACAACAGGAUAUUUUGUGAUAAAAAAAGAGACUUUCUGAUUCUCUUUGUUAAAAAUUAUUUGAAAGCAAUAUUGCAUGGGCUUUUUGACCCAGCAUAAAGAAGGUGCACAUAACUGCCUUAUUGGGACUGUUUCUACAGGUAUAAUAAAGUUAAAAUUAAAAUAAUUUUAAUACAAAUAAAUAUAAAAUAUAAUGGAAAAUUUCCACCAGAGCAAAGGUUAGUAAAGCUCAUUUAUGCUCAAAGUGAGAUACAAGACAGAUGGAGUCUUCUGUCUGUGCUCUGCAUUUCAUCCGUAUUUGUGCACAUUUUUUUAAAGCUUACAGAUGUGAAACUGAGCAGUACGACUGCAAAACGUGGGGUACUUCAAGCGAGACAUGACUGUGGGAGAUGACAAAGACAUUUAAAAAUUGCGUAAUGUAACAAAUCGAUAAAAGAAUUCUCUGUCCACAAGUUAUAGUGCAUUUAACGGCUUAACGGACACAAUGCUGCCUCCGUUAAAAGAUGCAUUUUUAUGACCUCCAUCACUGUCUUGUUUGUUGUUGUGUGCAAGUUUUGACUGCUCCCUGUAGUGCCAUCUACUGGCUGUAACUGCCAUCAUAAAGGACUCAUGGAAAUAUGAGGACAGUACCAAUGAUUGAAAUAGACAGAUCUAUUUUAGUACAUAAAGGGAGUGUAAAUGAGGCCUUUAAUGAUACAAUCUAAAUGCAGCAAAAAUAGGGACGUUGCACACUUGCAGGUGAUGUGUUGAAGUUUGUUCCCCAGUUGAAUAGCGCUCCCCUCAUGUUAAUAUGCGUUGCACCCCCUUCCAUGGCAACAGCAGAUGUUCUCAUGGUGACUAUCUCCAUAUCCAAAUUAAUUGGUCUUAAAAUGAAGACCAUUUAAAACUUUAUACAGCCUUAAAUGUGUAUUUAAGGCAUUUUAAGAAAGUUUAAGGACUCAUGACCUCCCUGUUUUUAUACAUUAGGUAAUAAUAAAAGGGAAUUGUGCCACAUUCUUCAAAUAACUGUAAACUCAUUUUGCACUCAGGUGCCUUUUGCUGCUUUUUGAAAACAGGUAGCUCAGUGAAUGUAGUUUUAAAACACGUUUUAUAAACAUAGACCACUGAUUGAAUAAUGUAUAAACCACACUUACUAUAAUGAGUAUUUUAUUAUUAUUUUUUAAUUAAACCAUCAUGUUGUAACAGCUUCUCUUAAACACCUUAGGUCUUAAUAUUCUUUGAAAUAUACCACAAUGUUUCCAUUAAGAAGGCGUUCCAUUUUGUAUAAUGACUUUUGCCAUUUAAUGCCACUUGACAACUGAACACUUAAUUUCUAAAUGUUUUAACUUAGAACAUUUAAAGCACAGUCUGAACAGGGCUAUCAUCUUGUCAGAAGACAUCAUUGCAUUAAAGGUUGAUCAGCAGUUGUUUUUGCACUUAAGUCUUAAUGUUUCACCGUGUUUAAAAAGCCUCGGAGAUGGUAACUUGCCUUGCAAAUGUACUGUAGAUUUAUGGAGUGAAUGUUUCCUGAAUUGUACUGUGUGUUUCUUAAAAACUUGAAAAAAAGCAUAUCUGCUCUUCAUAGACAACUUACAACUGUGUCAUGAGUAUUUAUUUUAAAUCACAAUAAACUUCUGAUACUAGUUGCUGUCUGUAGUAUGUUAUUGUACACCAGAAUAAUAGUUGGAUGGUUGGAUAGUUUUAAUUUGACUGAAUUUGACUCCUGCUUCUAAAACAGACAGUUAAACAGAGAAAUUGUCCUUUUUUUAAAUUCCACACAUAUUUCCUCCUUGUGCCUACAUUACCCACAAUGCAACUUAAUUAGAUAAUAUAAUGCAGAGCUGGUUACAGAGGUCUGUCUGCUCACUUUUUUCUAGCAUAACUCUGGACUCUUUUGUUUCCAAACAUUUUUCAACAGACUUUUUAUGAAUAUAUCAGACUUUUAACAAACAUUGGUACCAGCUGAUAACAUGACACAAACAUUUAGCACUUGAUUUAUAUUUUUCAGUUUCUCAGCUAUAAGAGAAGCCAAAUCUUUAACUAGUUUACUGCAAAUGAGAAAUAUAUCAUUUUGCUAAAGCUCUUGCUUAGCGACUGAGUCGCGACUUAGCAGACCACACAUUUUGUGUUAACCUUUAGAUAAUUUAGAAGUUCAGACACCCCGGGCUGGCCACAGGUUUAGUACACAGCUUAAGCCAUAUGUUUUGAAUAGCAGUUACGGUGGAUGAAAAAAAAAGAAAAAAAGAAAUGCAUUUAAAGGGAUAGUUUGGAUCUUGCAUACAGCAGAUGUCCGUCAGCAUGUGAGCAGUGGGGUCAGCUAUAAAACAUAUUUUAGCCACCUAAAAAAUAUAUAAAUUAUAUAUCAAAAAAGUGUGCCUAUAUGAAGAGUAUUUUCAUCACUUUACCUUACAGUCAAACAGCCUGUUAUGAUGAGGUCACCAUCAGAAAAACAGUAAUUUAAGCUCGCUGAACACAGACACUGUUGAUCCACCGCUGCCUCCGUUCAGCCCCUUCUGGAUUUGGGGGGCUGCCUUUAUGAUUGUUGCAGUCUGAAAUGCCCAAUUUCACAGUAGAUUAUUUAUUUAUUUUUUUAAUGGUGCAAGUUAUAUUUUAGGCAUUUUUUCUAUCAUGAUAAGAAUUUUGUUGGGUUUUUUGUGAUACAGCCGAUAACAUAAACUAACCAACUGAGGCAGCAAAAGACCUGCUGAAAUUACUAUUUAUCUCAAUGGAGUCUGACUUUAAAGAGACCAAUACCAUGACUUCAAUUCCCUGUCAGAAACUGCUGUAUGAUAGCAAGGUAAAGUGAUGGAAACACUCAAAAUAUUGCAUACACUUAAACUGAUACUGAUUUUGAAGGCAGACCUUUUUUUUGGUGUCUAAAAUCCGUUUGUCGUUUGCUGUCAGCAGCAGUACAUUGCUUAGCUUCUGUGUUGGAGAUCCUGCCUGCUUCUUCAAAAUGGAGACCUGUAACAGCUACUGAAUGUUUUACUCUGACGAGAGGUUAAGUAUUUCAUAUAAUGCCUUUUCAAAAAUCCAAACUAUCCCUUUAAGAAUACUACAGCACAUCCUUUUAGCUUCACUGCUUAAAACACCUCUGUUCAUGUUUUUAAGAUACUUCUUGUACGUGCACUUUAAGCAAACCAGCACUGCAGAACCAACAAUGCAUCACACAGCAGCUUGAAGUCAUAAACACGUGUAUUGUACUUUAAUGCAUCAUGUGGUAUCUUAAAUUCCAGUCUGUGAUAAAAAUCUCACUGAUUGUGUUGCUGAGCAGAUUUUCACACUGAUUUUGGCUGUUUGUUAAAUAAAGGAGAUUAUUGUCGAGGGGGGCAGUUAACUGGAAGCCUGACAAAUGUGGCAAAAGCUGCCUUGAACACAUUAAAAAAAAGUCAGCAAAUAACAGAAUACAAAGCAAAAAUGUCACAACUCAAAAAACACAAGCUCAUCUAAAGCCUGCCUGUAAAAUAAAGACAGUUUCUGAUUCUGGAUGGCUGGGAACACAAAAAAAACAGUGGAAAAAACAAAACAAAAAUACGGCAUGAUGAAGAAUAAUAAAGUCAAGUGCUUUAAACAAUCCACCUCAGCCUCUCGGAGAAAUAUAAAGUGCAGGACACAUUCAGAUGCAGGGUUCCUUUCUGCAUACAGACUAACAGCAAAAGUCUCUUUGUGGAGAGUUCAGCCCUUUUUUUCCCGCCCCUCCAGACCAGAGCUCCCUCUCUCAGGUGUAGAGCCCAGCAUCAUGAACUUUAACCUCUGACUUCAGUCCGCACAGAGCACUUGUAUGAGGAAGCUGGUGGUUUUCAUUCUGUUUUAGGGACUGGGUACAGAUGGCAAGCUGGUAAAGACAAUAUAAGCUAGUUUUCUGAACUGGACCAGAAAUAAAUAAAUACACAAAGCCCAAGCAGAAAAAAACUUCUCAGAUCCAUCACCUGUGUGUCAGUUAAAAUUUAGGCCUUGAUUAUGUGAAUGCCUGGAAAAAUAAAGUCAUAGGAGGAGGAGGAGUGCAAUUCAGGUGAUAAAUAACAACCAACUAAACUGACAAAUGUUGUGCCCUCUUUACACCUUACAUUACUGCGCCUCUUGCCUCCAGAUAACACCUGGAUAAAGAUAAUUCACAUUUACACCUAGGUUAUUUGUCAUAUCCUCUCAAAACUAGGCUGACUGCUCCUCUAAAGGUAAUCAUGUGAUAAAUGCUGAGAUGUUACAUCGUCUCACAUGCUCUGAAGCAUGCACUAUUGUCUUUAGCUCAUUACCAGUCUUAUGUUAAGCUGCUUAAAUAAAUAAGCAACUAACGAUUGCUCUGAAAUGCUGAAUCAUUUCUGUCACAGAGCAGGGCAUUAUAUGAGCAAACAAUUAAUCAUCUACUGGUUUUGUAUUUGGACUGGAAAUUCAACUGAUUUUCCACUAUGCAAUGCAUUGUGUAUAUUGGUUGGAUUCAUGUUUCUCUGCACAGACGGAUGAAAUCUGCAUGUUGAUAGCAGAUGUAAAGGAGGUAGUCUCAUUACUAUGCAUUUUAAUGGUUCCUUUAAGCCUCUCCAGACAACACCAGGAAUACUUUAUUUUUAGAAAACCUGAAAGGUGCUGUAUAUGAUAUUCAGAGCAUUUAUAUAGCAGCAAACAACUGUUUCCUUUGUAAAAGUGUAGGGCAGUAAUGGCGACCUGAGCAGAGAUCGAAGCUCCCUGUGUGUGUGUUGUAAUCUGAGCUUCUCAGUCUGGCUGCAUGUACAUGUGAGUUUUUGUGUGUGUAUAUCCCACUGGCUAUCCAAUCCCCACCAAUCCGCACUGCGCUCAUGUGCCAGUUACUGCUAAUGAUGAUGACUGCUCAACCCACAGUGAUCAAAAUCACUAUCACAGAAGCAUAAUGCCCACCCUCCAGUCUGCCCCAGGUUAAAACCGUGAGCUCUGCAGUGGUAGUUAGGGCUGGGUAUUGGUACUCGAUAGUGUUAAAAUAUCAACUGAAUUAAUCCAGUACGAAGUACAAACCAAACAUCUCAAAUUAGCAAAUACCUGCAUUUGAUCCUUUUUUUAAAAUCCAGAUUCUAGAGAAAAAUGACUACCGUAAUACUUCAAAUAAAAGCCCAGUCCCAAUUACAUGCCCAGUCCCUUUCACUAGCUCGGUGUGGCUACACAUUUUGGCCAUGAACACCAAAGAAGAUAAUAUUACCAGAA
Messenger RNA from Plectropomus leopardus (leopard coralgrouper), 7288 nucleotides. RefSeq names its product adenylate kinase 3 (gene ak3). Gene Ontology annotation, biological process: nucleobase-containing compound metabolic process. NCBI's taxonomy places the organism in Eukaryota, Metazoa, Chordata, Actinopteri, Perciformes, Serranidae. Gene Ontology annotation, cellular component: mitochondrion. The record is from RefSeq and is a predicted model, not a curated record. Gene Ontology annotation, molecular function: ATP binding; AMP kinase activity.